AUGCACCGCAAACAGGUGUGGGCGAAGCGUGUAAAGAAGGAACGCUUAAAGAAGAAGUUCCUCACACGCAUGCAAGCAACUCGCCUGCUGCAGAUUGACUCCAUCCAGUUUCGUCGCCUCUGCAUCCUCAAAGGCAUUUACCCCCGUGCUCUCGCCCGCAGCAAACAAAAGCAGAGUGGCAACGACAAACAGUACUACCUUGCGCGGGAGAUCAAGUGGCUUGUGCGGGAUCACCUUGCUGAGCGCAUGAUGGCACACCGUGCAUGGGAGAAGAAGGUUCGCCGGGCGGAGGCGAUGGGUCUCGCCGACGACCUUAAGGUACUGAAGAGCAAAAAGGUAAAGCCACAGUACAGUCUUGUGGCAACUAUCAAGGAGCGGUACCCUUUUUUUAUUGACGCCGUACGAGAUAUUGAUGACGCCAUGUCCAUGAUUGCUCUCUACGCCUUUCUCAGUCCGGAGGUGAUGAGUGAAACGACUAUUGAGACACACCAUGUGUUAACGUCAGGUCUGCAUCAGCGGGCGCGGGAAAUCAGUGAACGGUGGAAUCGCUAUGUUGCACGGGCCCAUGUGCUGUCGAAGGGGUUCAUUUCGAUUAAGGGAUACUACUUUGAAGCCAUUGUGCGUGGGGAGCGGGUACGCUGGUUGUGCCCCCACGAAUAUGCGCACAAGUUUCCACCAGGAAUACAACAAUAUAUUACUCUCAGUUUUCUUGAAUUCUACAUUGAACUGAUGCGAUUUGUUCUAUUUAAGCUAGAGCGCGAUCUUGAGCGUGAUAUCGCAGAGCAGCAGAGGACCGAGGACGAUGGGCUCAACGCAAAUGCUGAGGACUUUCGCAUUACUGACAAGGAAACAACGCAGACACUUAGUGGCGUAAAGAAGGAUGUUCUUAGCAAGGCAGAACUUAUGCAGGAGGAGCUGCGGAAGGCUCAACGCGUGUUUGAGGGGUUAACAUUCUACAUCUCACGUGAAGUACCUCAUAAACAUGCGACUCUUAUAAUUGAGGCGUGUGGUGGCCGUGUUGCAACGGCCUAUGUGACAGACAACAUCACACACUUUGUAGUUGAUCGACCCGCGCUACCACCAGGAUUUGAGCGUGUGGAUCGCAUCGAAUAUGUGCAGCCACAGUAUCUGUUUGAUUGCCUCAACGCUCGUAUAUUGCUUCCACCCAACGGCUAUCGCCUUGGUGAGGAAUUGCCGCCCCAUGUUUCUCCCUUCACAGUGGCCAUCACUAACAGCGCCGAGGAUGUUGCUGCCGUGGAGGAGGCGAAGAAGAAUCAUCCGAAGAUAGUCUCCUAUGUGCCGAAGCGGGUGCAUGAGAUACGUACUCUCGUUGACCCUCAGUAUACGCCGAUAGAUCCGGAAGGAAAGGCAUCUGAAUUGUUGCUGCGCGACGAAAGCGAUGAGGAACACGCGGGGAUGCCGGAGUUGGGCGCUGACGACGAUGUUUCUCUCUCAGGCGACGAACUUGUUGAAGCCAGCCGCCGUCCGACGUGGGAGGAGGAGGAGGUCACGGAGAAUGUGCAGCGCAGCAAGGUUUCCGCGCUGAAGGUGGCGAAGCAGCGCAGUAUGAAUCUCAUGAAUACACCAACAGACGAGGUGGUUGCUCGGCGGCGUCUGGCCCAGUUGAAAUUGCGGGAGUCACGGCAACAGCAGGAGUCGUCGGAGAAGCGGCUGAAGCGCAAACUGGCGGAGGUGAAGCGCCAAGAGGUGGCCACACGCAAGAUGCAGCUGCAAGUGGCUCGAAAGAAGGCAGCACGGUAUUACAAGAUGGUCAACGGUGUCGUGCAGGGCAGCCAGCGGCGGGAGAAGAUGCUUGAGGCGAAGGCUAAGCAACUCGAGGAUGGUCGUGUAGCCAUGAAGAAGGACGGCCGCGAACUUGUCAACACCCGAAUGGAGGCGAAGCGCGCCAAGGCGGAAGCUGCAGGAAAACCGCUUCAGGAGAAAAAGGUCGCUAACCCAUACAAGAAGCUGCCAAAGUGGGUACGCUGA
Molecule: messenger RNA, 1989 nt
Organism: Trypanosoma rangeli
Lineage: Eukaryota; Euglenozoa; Kinetoplastea; Trypanosomatida; Trypanosomatidae
Product: pescadillo
Exons: 1
Coding region: 1-1989 (662 amino acids)
Biological process (GO): maturation of LSU-rRNA from tricistronic rRNA transcript (SSU-rRNA, 5.8S rRNA, LSU-rRNA); ribosome biogenesis
Cellular component (GO): nucleolus; PeBoW complex
Molecular function (GO): RNA binding
Source: RefSeq, a predicted model, not a curated record